This is a messenger RNA of Rhodofomes roseus, 1075 nucleotides long. RefSeq lists its product as uncharacterized. Lineage: Eukaryota; Fungi; Basidiomycota; Agaricomycetes; Polyporales; Fomitopsidaceae. The record is from RefSeq and is a predicted model, not a curated record. The transcript is spliced from 8 exons. Gene Ontology annotation, cellular component: mitochondrion; cytoplasm; membrane. The coding region runs from base 246 to 854 and encodes 202 amino acids.
GACGCUCUCACGCACGUCCUGCAAGACCUUUGUCCAUUCGCGGGCCCAAAACCCCCACCCCCGCUAAAGAUGUGACUCGCACCGCCCUUCGGGCUAUUCUUCUCUUGAUUCCCACCCAUCCAACUUGUCGGGCUAGUACCGCAUUCGCCUCGCCUAUCCUUGAACGCGAGCGUGGCAGGUCUUGAAGCUUGAAGAUCAUCAGCCCUGACUACAUCCACUUCGCAUUAGGUCAUUGAGCGUACCAAAUGGCCUCCCUUCUUGCCGCGUUCAAUCAAGCACUGGUGACCAGGCCCAUGCUGACCCGGUCUGCGACUUCAAUGUCGAUGUUUGCGCUCGGUGAUAUAAUGGCACAGCAACUCGUUGAGACAAAGGGUCUGCAGCACGACCUAGUGCGGACUGGCCGCGGCGCUCUCUAUGGCGCGACCAUCUUUGGUCCGACAUAUACGACGUGGUUGAAAUGGCUCAACAGCCUCAAGUUCUCGUCUAGGUUCAGGGAGAUCAUAUGUAAGGUGUUCCUUGACCAGUUCGUCUACGCACCAACAAUUAUCGCGACGUAUUUCACGACGAUGACAUUCAUGGAAGGGAAGACAGCAGCGGACGCGAAGGAACGACUACGGACGGCGUAUCCGCCAGCAGUGGUUCGGAGCUGCUCGAUCUUCGUCCCCGCGCAGGCACUCAGCUUCUCCCUCGUCCCGGUGCAAUACCGAUUCUUCGUGGUCACGACGAUCUCGCCCUUCUGGAACACCUACCUCAGUGCGGUCAAUGCGCGGAAUUCCCGCUUGCAAGAGGCACAGCGGAUAGCGCAUGGCGACGAUGUCGGGCAGCGGCAUGGGUCCGACUCCCGUUCAGCGUAACUACUGUCUUGUUUUGUUGGAUGUAGAAGACACGGCCGUUUCAAGUUGCAUGAAUAACUUCCGAGGUGGGUCGAUCUCGGUUCACAUCCCUUUUGCGGUGGCAGCACUGAGCGGUGCAUGAGCGCAGCACGGACCCGCACUCUUCAUUGAGUUGCCCAUCUUAAGCACCGAUGCAUCAUGACACCGUUACUGCAACGUUCGUGAUGGGCACUACUAGGCCC